Messenger RNA from Brenthis ino (lesser marbled fritillary), 717 nucleotides. NCBI's taxonomy places the organism in Eukaryota, Metazoa, Arthropoda, Insecta, Lepidoptera, Nymphalidae. The record is from the annotation of a GenBank genome assembly.
AUGUCCUUAAAAUUAGUAAAUUGGGGAUGUUGUUCUCAAGAAGACAAAGAUGAUAACGAAAGAUUCAUAACUUGUAACAGCUGCAAAAAAUCCUUUCACUUUUUGUGUUUGUCGAUACCAGAAAUACAAUCAAAUACAGACAUUUAUAAUAAAUGGAAAUGUCCUUCGUGUUUGAAUCGGAUGCCUAAAACGUCUAAAAAGGAUUCUACCCCUGUUCGUAAUAUCUCCACAACACGAGGCAACAAGAGGCCUGCACUGAACUCACCACCAGAAGAACACAGCUUAACCAGUGACAGAGUACGUGCUAUUGUUGAAGACGUAGUAAAGACUGAGUUGAGUGCUAUGAUGGAAAAGCUAAAGUGCAGUAUGCUCGACAUAAUAAAUAAGGAAUUGACACCAAUUAAAAAAGAAAUAAGGGAUAUGAACGAGUCUAUGACUUUUAUCAACAGCAAAUUCGAAUUGAUCGAAGCCGACCAAUUAAACGCGAAUAAACUCCUAAAAAAUAUACAGGAAGAUAACAAAAAGUUGGAAAGCACAGUGGCAGAUUUAACACAACGUCUGAAUUACUUGGAACAGCAGUCUCGUUCAAACAACAUUGAAAUCCAAUGCGUCCCUGAAAAGAAAAGCGAAAACCUAUACACUAUCGCGAAGGCCUUAUGUACAGCUGUCGGACAUGAAAUAAAGGAAAAAGAUUUGGAUACCUUAAAAAAAUUAGCC